Messenger RNA from Nilaparvata lugens (brown planthopper), 2816 nucleotides. RefSeq names its product transient receptor potential channel pyrexia. Lineage: Eukaryota; Metazoa; Arthropoda; Insecta; Hemiptera; Delphacidae. Bases 90 to 2720 code for a protein of 876 amino acids. The record is from RefSeq and is a predicted model, not a curated record. Gene Ontology annotation, molecular function: protein binding. The transcript has 11 exons.
ACAGUGAUGGUAUGAUAUAUUUCAAUAUAAAUUAGUGUAUUUUUACACAUUCCUUUAAUUUUUAAUUAUUCACAGACAACUCAAAAACUAUGAAGAAAGCUCUAGUACUUCCAGUACCCAAGAUAGAGGAGCCAGCGCCUGAAAAGCCUGAGGGUCAGCAAUCGCAACGUCUUUACUACGAUAUGCUGGUCAGAGAUGUCAAUGAUCUGAUGUCUGCCAUUGAAAUGUUGAAUUAUAGUCGCGCCAAAGCGAUUGUUACUCAGAGCAAGGACAGUUUGCGAUUGGUGAACUGUAGCUGCGGGACUCUGCAGCUGUCACCUCUGCAGCUGGCUGCAUCGCUGCCCAACAAUCCAAACAAACUGCUCAUUGUACAACUUCUUAUCGAGCAUGGCGCUAGGGUGCACGAUUCGGACAGAUACGGGCGCACCGCCCUAUACCAAGCUGCCUCGAUGGGGUCCCACGAGGUGGUGCGACUCCUGCUGGAGAGGGGAGCCAAUCCUAACACCCGUUGCACGCUCAAGGUGCAGGACAACAUUGCCAUCGAGAACGUGCCAUUCGAGAAGGAACUCUCGCUGCCCGAGAAGUUUGAGCCGCCGAAAGUGUGGGGCCGCACCCCUUUGCACCAGUGCGUUCGUAUCAAUCACGUGCCGUGUGUUCAGCUGCUGCUGGACAGAAAAGCGACUGUCAACACCCUCGACUCCGAUGAGUGCAGUCCGCUCCAGUUGGCUGGCAUCAGGCUGCCCAUCAACAUUCGCAUCCAGUUGCAGAGAUACGAAGCAAUAGUGGACCUGUUAGUGAAGAGCGGUGCAGAUGUGAACAUACUGGCGAAGGGGGAUGCUCUGCCGCCCCUCUUCCAGUCGGUGAAGCUGGGUUCUGUGGGGGCGACGUCUCUGCUGCUCAACGCCGGCGCCAAAGCAUCCACCAUCCAUGAGAAGACCGGCAAGAACAUCCUGCAUAUGGCCGCCGAGUCCAGCAGACCCAACGUCAUCGAACAGCUCAUCAAGAGUCACAGCGAAGUCAGGAGUUUUGUCAAUAUGCCUGAUCGGAACGGAUGUACACCUCUUCACCAAGCGGCCUACAUGAGUGACAAAGAGUGCCUGAGAAUGCUUAUCAACAAUGGAGGAGAUCUGGCUGCUGAGACUGAGGAAGGAUUCUCCGUUAUCUAUGCUAUUUACCAGCAUAUUCCGCGACCCAGGGAAUUCCUCAUCGAACUACUCGACUCGAAAAUCAUCUGCAGCAAUGGAAAAAAGAAGAGUGAUCCUUGCUCUUGUGUUGAACUGGACUUCCAGAUGCUGGCUCCCCGUGACAACAAUCGGCAGAUGUCUGUUGUCUCCCUGCUGACCUGCGAGCAGAAGCUGAUUCAGCAUCCGCUGAUUGAGGCCUUCAUCCACGUCAAGUGGAAAAAGAUGCGCUGGUUGUUUUUCUUUAUCUUCAGUCUGCACGUCUGCUUUGUCAUCUCUCUCUCGCUCUUCAGCCUGCUAUUGGUCAACCCGGCAUGGGCUCACGAUAAGUAUAAGAACCUGUUCACAACCCUCCGUCAAACGACUCGCAUAGUGCUGGCACUGUCUGCCUUCCUGCUUCUGUUGCACUCUUUCCUGCAACUGCUGCUGAUGGGCCUUCUGCGCUACCAGAUGACCGAACCCUGGGUCAACUGCAUCUGCUCGCUGUAUGGCCUGCUGAUGGCCUUCUGGGUGGACCAGAGUUGUGUCUACCGCAGCAACAAGAUGGCCAUCCUCACGCACAUCGCCUCCAUUGUCAUUGUCACCGCCUGGGGCUGCCUCAUGUUCCAGAUGGGCCGGUUCCCCUGCUGGGGUAACUAUGGCCUCAUGUUCACCGCUGUGCUCAAUAAUGUGCUAAAGGUGAUGUCGACCGGAGUGUGCCUAUUCAUAGGGUUCGUGUUGUGCUUCUGGAUCCAGUUCCCUUCCAAGUUCAAAGGCGCGUGGAACCCGUUCAUCAGAAUGGUGAUCAUGAUGACCGGCGAACUGAACGACGAGUUCUUCUUCACAUACGACUCACCCAAUGAACUGCAGUGCAGUCGAUUAGUCUUCGUUAUCUUCAUACUGCUGGCAUCCAUAGUUCUCACUAAUCUCAUGCUCGGUCUUGCCGUCAAUGAUGUUCAGGCGCUGCAAUUGGAAGGCCACGCCAUCCACCUGAAGAAGCAGACAGAGUUUAUAGUGCACUUGGAGCGGCUGACCACCCACUGGCUGCUGCACAGUCGAUUCUUCCCCUCGAUUAUUCGAGAAAUGCUCAACACAAAGCACCACGUUCCCAUCAAGCUGUUUGUCAAGGACAUAGGCUUUGAUCACGGAGAGCUGCCUGACAGAAUCAUGGAUGAAAUUGUUCCCAUCGCUCGAGCUAAACGACUCAACAAAGCUGCUGAUAAACCUACCAGAGAGGAAAGCAGAUCAAUAUUGGUGGCACAGGACUCUUUCGAUUUGCCUUCAAUCUCGACAGAAGUGACCGAUGUGACAGACAAUAAGCCGAAGACGAGCAGUUUUGGAGCCAGUUUACAUUUGGACGAUAUGGGCGCAAGCGGAAGUGGCCAGGAAGACAGCAGCACUGAAACUGUACAACUGUUGAAAGAAAUCAAGCAUUUACUGUUGACAAGAGAUCACGACACCUCGACAAUACAAAGAAGUAAUACACUGACCACUAUCGAUGAUCAGCCCAAUGUGGGUGCGUUUCUCAGGCGACUGAGUCAGGUGAAGCGGGCCAGAUAAGAAAACAAUCAAGAUAUCGGGACUCUUUGAUACAAUAUUAGAUUUAGCAACAGUUUAUUUGAAUAUGAAAUAUUGAGGAUGUCUUAGGCCCGGUUG